Messenger RNA from Leptopilina boulardi, 1184 nucleotides. RefSeq names its product tRNA pseudouridine synthase-like 1. Gene Ontology annotation, molecular function: pseudouridine synthase activity; RNA binding. Bases 100 to 1026 code for a protein of 308 amino acids. Lineage: Eukaryota; Metazoa; Arthropoda; Insecta; Hymenoptera; Figitidae. Gene Ontology annotation, biological process: tRNA pseudouridine synthesis. The record is from RefSeq and is a predicted model, not a curated record. The transcript has 6 exons.
AAGCAGUAUCUUACGUACCGAACUCUGGUUAGAUCAGCAAGUGUACAUCGAAAAUUUGUGUGUAAGUGCUUUUAUUUUCUUUUUCUUUAACGGAGAAAAAUGAAUCGAUAUUUAUUAUUUUUUUCUUACCUUGGACAUCGUUAUAGAGGACUUCAAAGACAAUCAGGAAAUAGUAAUAUUUUAGAUGUUGAUUGUAUUCAAGGAGCUAUUGAGGCAGCAUUUACUGCAGUAAAACCAAAAAUUAUUAAUCAUAAAUUUGUUUCAUCAAGCAGAACAGAUGCAGGAGUGCAUGGGCUUUUUAAUGCGGCUCACGUAGAAUUAGAAAAUAAAUUAGGACUUUUCUAUCAUCCAGAAUCGUUAACACGUUUUUUAAAUCGUCAUUUACUGCGAUGUCGACAUGAAAUACGGAUAUUAAAAUGUAUUCCAAUUACAAAACAAUUUCACGCGAGACAUUCUGCAUUAUCGCGUACGUAUUAUUUUCGUUUUGCAGUUGCAAAAAAUAGCGAAAUACGUAAUUUAUCUCCAAUUUCCGAAAUGAAUAGAAGUACAACUAUUCGACUUGAUGAAUUUGAUAUCGAGAAACUUCGCAAUGGAAUGAAACAUUUUGUAGGACUAAGAGAUUUUGGAACAUUUUCAGUUGAAGAUAAAAUAAUUAAGACAAAGGUUUAUAGAAGAAUUUUAUAUGAAAUGACAUUGGAAAAGGCAAUGCCACUUGUUCCAUUUGAUCCAAAUGUGAAAGAUUUUGAUUAUUGGCAUCUUAUAAUUAGAGGAAAAUCUUUUGUCCACAAUCAGAUUCGACGAAUGGUCGGCGCUCUUUUUGGCCUCGCUAGCGGGCGAAUUACCGAAAAAGAAUUAAUAACAAUGCUUCAAGUGCCAUCGAAAAACAGUUGGAAUUCACGAAUUGCCACAGUACCAGCAAAUGGACUUUAUUUAGUGAAUGUCGAAUAUAAUCCCGAGGAACUCAAAGAAAAUACCAUUAUUUAUAACGAAAAAGAAUUUUUACGCUCCGUUGACUUUGACUAUUAAAAAAAAGAAGAAUACAAAUUACCACCACCUUUUUUCAAAAAUGGAUCUAAAAAGUUUAUUAACUAAAAAAAAACAACAACUCAAGUCGUGUAAAACAAUUUACACAGAUACAAGUGGACGUAAAUUUUUAAUUCAUGAAAAUGGUGAAAAAUGCGAAA